ACAGCCGCUAUGGGGAGGAAAUUAUCAACGCACGAAAUCUCCAAGCAUGCUCAAAUAGACGACAUCUGGAUCGUGGUCAAUGGGAAGGUAUACGAUGUGACCCGAUUUGCGCCUGAUCAUCCCGGUGGUUCAGAGAGUCGCGAUGCUUCGAAGGUUUACAACAGCACCCACUCACCAACCCUCAUCAAAGAUAUCGAUAAGCAAUUAAUUGGUGACUUGGACACGACAACUGUUUCUGCGGAAUGGAGUAAAGAAGAUGAAACAUCCGUGAUCCUCGCUUCGAAUGAAUAUGAGAAACCAUCCUUGGAAGACAUCAUUAAUCUGGAUGAUUUUGAGCAAGUCGCAAUGAAAACUCUCAGCCUAAAGUCAUGGGCAUACAAUAGCGGUGCUGCCAACGACAACAUUACACGCGAUGCAAACCGCACAUUCCUCCAGCGCAUCUGGUUCCGUCCGGCGAUCAUGCGAGACGUGUCUAAAGUAACUGCCCGAUCCAGUCUCUUCGGUUGUAACCUUGAUAUCCCAGUUUACAUGUCACCAGUGGGUGCAGCCAAGACGAUUUGCGAGGACGGAGAGCUACCGCUCGCGAAAGGUGCUGCCUCUUCAGGGAUCAUUCAGUGUAUUUCUACUACGGCUUCGUAUUCUUUGUCCGAAAUCCUGGAUGAUACUCCCCAGCAGGCUUUUUACCAACUAUAUAUCAACAAGGACCGCUCCAAAACUGAAGCGCUGGUACGGCAGGCUGAAGCUUCAAGCAAGGUCAAAGCCCUCUUCGUUACGGCUGAUCUGCCUGUCAUGUCAAAGCGGGAAGCUGAUGAGCGCAUCAAAUCUGAAGGAAAUGCUACAAUGGUGAAGAUUACCCAAGGCGGUAAUAAACCUGAUGGCAAGAAGAGUGCUGGGCUGGCCAAUAUUACCAAGCUUCCCAUUCUACUAAAGGGUGUUCAACGGUCAGAGGAUGCCAUCCUUGCAAUGAACGUCGGAUUUGAUGGUAUUGUUGUGAGCAAUCAUGGUGGUCGAGCUGCCGACACUGCUCCACCGGCAAUCAUUAUCUUAUUGGAACUCCAUCGGCAGUGCCCACAGAUCUUUGGAAAGAUGAAAGUUCUCGUGGAUGGUGGCUUUCAUCGUGGCUCGGAUGUUAUUAAAGCUAUUUGCUUGGGGGCCUCGGCAGUGGGCCUGGGUAGGUCUUUUGCAUAUGCCCUAAACUAUGGGCAAGAAGGGGUGGAACAUGCUGUCAAAUUGCUUAAAGAAGAGAUUGAGACGGCCAUGCAACUUGUUGGUAUGACGGACUUGAUGCGAGAUGCUGGACCAACGUAUCUCAACACAUCGGGUGUGGACCACUUGUUGCCUGCAAAUCACGAUGAAUUAGCAAGGAGACAUGCUAUUCGAGCGGCAAAGCUGUAG
This is a messenger RNA of Penicillium cinerascens, 1395 nucleotides long. RefSeq names its product FMN-dependent alpha-hydroxy acid dehydrogenase family protein. The annotation marks the transcript as partial. Lineage: Eukaryota; Fungi; Ascomycota; Eurotiomycetes; Eurotiales; Aspergillaceae. The record is from RefSeq and is a predicted model, not a curated record. Gene Ontology annotation, molecular function: oxidoreductase activity. The transcript is spliced from 4 exons.